AUGGCUUUGAAUGUGCUCUCCGCUGAUAACCCUCAGCCCGACCAGAGAGUAAACUCCUCAAAUCUUCGUUCAGACAAUUCUGCCCGAAAAAAUCCAGGAAAUGAAAGUCUUGUUGGUACCGCUGGUCGAGCAGCUGUACAGGCAUCUUCACCUUUGAUAGAUCUGCUCUCUGUUGACGGAGUCGAUCUGGCGGCCGGCUAUCAAAUGACUGUAUCCCGAGGACAUGCAAGCGCCUCACUCCUAACCAAGCCUUAUCUGACAACUUCAAUCGGAUUACUCAUAAGUAGACGAGAGUAUCAGGCCUCGGGAUUCACUUCGUUGACGACCUUCCUGGCCCCAUUCGACUGGACCAUGUGGCUGGCCAUCUUCUUCACCAUUCAGGUACCGUCAAAAUGA
Protopolystoma xenopodis is the source of this 396-nucleotide messenger RNA. NCBI's taxonomy places the organism in Eukaryota, Metazoa, Platyhelminthes, Monogenea, Polystomatidea, Polystomatidae. The record is from the annotation of a GenBank genome assembly.